AUGGCCAACAAUAACGAGGCGGACAAUAUCAGAAAAUUAGAAUUACAAAUCAAACUAGAAGAAUUGCAAGUUAAAAAAGAAGAAAUAGCCCUUAAAAAAGAGCUAGUACAUCUGGAACGUGUACGUCUUCAACUAGCAGCACACAACUCAUCUGAAAAAUCAUACCAUGAUUUUGCCGAUUUGUCAAUAUGUUAUCAUUUAGACCCCUGGCUAAAAAUAUCAUCAUCAAAGGGGGGGUCAAGGUCUUCCAGUAUCAAAGCAACUGUCCUCCAUUAUUACGACGUUACUUCAACUACAUGUAUGAUACUAGGUGAACUCUUCCAAACGGGCAAAAAUCAUAUUGUAAGUGCACACUUAUGGCCAGUACAUGCUGCCCAAUCGCUAUCAUUUGUUUCGAUUCCACCUACUAUGAUCAAUCAUCCCAGAAAUAUUUUAAGAAUUAUAAAAGAAUUAGAAGUUAAAUACGGUCAUCGUGAAAUAACAAUAAUCAAGAUAGAUAAUGUACUGAAACUCUAUGUUUUAAACAAAUCGAUAACAAACACACGAAUUAGUUCAUAUUUACCGACUACAUUUAAAGACGUACAUUUACGAACAAUAUCUUUUAAAAAAUCAUCAUCGACCAUACAUGAGAGUAUUAGCCACACAUUGCAGAUCGGCUAUUACGCAAGCUAA
Molecule: messenger RNA, 672 nt
Organism: Didymodactylos carnosus
Lineage: Eukaryota; Metazoa; Rotifera; Eurotatoria; Philodinida; Philodinidae
Source: the annotation of a GenBank genome assembly